This is a messenger RNA of Empidonax traillii (willow flycatcher), 1577 nucleotides long. Its product is annotated as gap junction alpha-3 protein-like. Bases 108 to 1004 code for a protein of 298 amino acids. Gene Ontology annotation, biological process: cell communication. Lineage: Eukaryota; Metazoa; Chordata; Aves; Passeriformes; Tyrannidae. The record is from RefSeq and is a predicted model, not a curated record. Gene Ontology annotation, cellular component: connexin complex. The transcript is spliced from 2 exons.
UGUCCCUGUCCCAAGGAUAGCAUUCCUCAGGCGCCACUCAGGCUCUCCUAGAUGGCCAGGAGAGCACCUUGGGCCAUUAAAUCUCCAUUCUCAGGGCAGUGCGUGCCAUGGGGGACUGGAGCCUGCUGGGGCGGCUGCUGGAGAAUGCCCAGGAGCACUCCACAGUGGUGGGGAAGGUCUGGCUCACCGUCCUCUUCGUCUUCCGCAUCCUGGUGCUGGGGGCAGCCGCCGAGCGGGUCUGGGGUGACGAGCUGUCAGGCUUCUCCUGCGACACGCAGCAGCCCGGCUGCCAGAACGCCUGCUAUGACAGCACCUUCCCCAUCUCCCACCUCCGCUUCUGGGUCCUGCAGAUCAUCUUCGUCUCCACCCCCAGCCUUGUGUAUCUGGGCCACAUCCUGCACCUGGUGCACCUGGAGGAGAAGGCGCAGCAGCAAGUGGCAGCGCGGGCCGGCAGCGGGGCCAGGCGGCCGCGCCCCAGGCAGCCCCAGCUCCCUGCGGGGGACACGCGGGGACAGGUCUGCAUGCGGGGGGCCAUCCUGAGGACGUACAUCUGCAACGUUGUCUUCAAGGCUCUCUUGGAAGUGGCCUUCAUUGUGGGCCAGUACGCCUUGUACGGGUUCCAGCUGAAGCCCCUCUAUACCUGCAGCCGCUGGCCCUGCCCCAACACUGUCAACUGCUACAUCUCCCGGCCCACUGAGAAGACCAUCUUCAUCCUCUUCAUGCUGGGGGUGGCCUGCGUGUCCCUGCUGCUCAACCUGGUGGAGAUCUACUACCUGGGUCUCACCAAGUGCCGGCAGGGGCCAGGCCCCAAGUCCCACAUCAUAACCACUCCCAGUGGCCCUUUGGGGCCCCGCAGUGCCCACGUCACCCUGCCCAGGGUGGGCAGCCCCCUGGUCGCUGGCAAAUCCCCCCACGGCCUGGCACCCCUGAAGAAGGCGGGAGCGUGGCUAGGGGUGGCUGGUGGGUCCCACGGGGAGAUGCGAGCGGCAGACCUGGCGGUGUGAACGUGGCCUGCUGGGAUGGUCAGGGACGGGGGAUGUACCAGUGGCCACAGCGGUGGUUCAGUCUCCAGGCCCUGCCAGGCCCGUGGCAUGGAUCCCAUGGCCAGCACAGGAGUUGGGCAUGGCCCUGGGCACACGGCUCAGCUGCUCCCAGAACUCCUGGGAGCAGUAGGGCUGAGAGCAAAGCUGGGAGGGGGGAGCAAAUAAACACUCACUGCACCUCCCUUGACUCGUGCUCUGCCCACAUGGCACUGCUCUCUGACUGCUCCAUCCUACAGACACACUGCGUGGCCAGGGCACGGCCACUGUGGGGUUGGGUUGGGUUGCUGCCCUGUGGGCAGGUGACAGGGCAGGUGAAGCAGGGCAGGGACAGGCAGGGCAUGCCAGGCUGGCACCAGUGGGCACUGGGUCAGGGGCCAUCCCAGCACGCCCAAGCAGGCAAGGCACGAAGUGCAGGCAGUGCAGGCAGGGAUGGACAGGAGUGCGGUGCACAGCAGCAAAGGGACACUGGCUCUGCUCUCCUGCAAUGCUCACCCUGCCCAGGGUGGGAAACCAGGGGCUGCCAAAGGUUUUCCA